AUGCAAACACAAGGUAUUCAAUUUCUUCUACUCGUGCAAUUGUUAAUUAUUAGUGAUACAUACGUCCAUACGGCGUACGUUCCUUCGAGAACAUCUCAGUCGAACGUUACUGAUGCAAAUGAAUCGAUUCUGGAUGCACAAUUACCGAGAUGUAUGAUAGAUAAAGAUUGUGCUCCACAUUCGCAUUGUAAUGAUGGCGACUGUUUUUGCGACAAGGGCUGGAUAACAUGGAGGCAUUAUCCUCGUUGCUCAUAUAAACAAAGUUCAAAGAUAAUGGCUUUUGUUAUAUCAUUUAUCACGGGAAGUAUCGGUUUGGAUUGGUUCAUCUUAUCCCGUCGGGAUAGUCUAUAUAUCUUAUGUGGAAUCCUAAAACUUCUUCUGUCUGCUGGCUGUUGUAUUUGGAAUCCAUUAGCUGCCAGAAGUAAAAGUCGAACAGCUACCACAGCAGCUAGUUGUCUAAGUGUUACAUUGACUCUGAUCGCGUUUAUCUGGUGGUUCGCCGAUUGGAUACGAAUUUUGUUUAACAGUUUUCCUGAUGGAAACGGCGCUCCGUUGGUAUAG
Molecule: messenger RNA, 561 nt
Organism: Adineta ricciae
Lineage: Eukaryota; Metazoa; Rotifera; Eurotatoria; Adinetida; Adinetidae
Source: the annotation of a GenBank genome assembly